Molecule: messenger RNA, 2832 nt
Organism: Fonticula alba
Lineage: Eukaryota; Rotosphaerida; Fonticulaceae
Exons: 11
Coding region: 106-2490 (794 amino acids)
Source: RefSeq, a predicted model, not a curated record
UCUCUUCCCCCCCUUUUCCCUCUUGUGACAUCGCUCUUCAUCCCCCCUCUGUCGCUGCUCUCGCCGUUUCCCCCCUGCCUUGUGCGCCUCUCUGCAACAUCCGGGAUGUUGUCCCUCAACAUGAGGCUCGGCGCCCUGGGCACCGCCUCCCGACGACUGUUUGCCUCUAAAGUGACCCAAGCAGGCCCCCCGAAGACCCUGAUCCCCGGUUGUCGCGUCAGCCUCAUCCCACCCACACACCCCGACUCUCGUCCUUUUCUCGUGGCCACUGUCACACCCCGCCUCGACACAGCCCAGCUGGAAGCCAACUUCCACAUUCCCGCAUGUGACCACGUUGCCUUUCGCGCCAAGGAUGUCCACUUUCCUCGAGAAUCCAUCGACUUCCUCUGUCGAAUGGCCCUCCCUGCAUCUAGCCUGAACCUCGCCGGCUGGUAUCUUACCCCGCAACUUCUGUCGGUUCUGGUUAGCCCCAAAACCAGCUUCCUGACCAUUGAAAGUCCCAAGGUCUUCCUGCCUCAAGACGAGGUCAUGGACAAGUAUCUUAGCUUCGAGCCGCACAAUGUGCACUCGCUGACCCUCAAAAAGGUUCACUUGACAUACUUCGCGUCCUUCUUCUUUGCCAACUUCUUCCGGGCCACUCAGGCCACCAAUGGGCUCAGUCUCUCCCUCAUCGACUGCCCUAUCGACCACGAUGGCCUCAACCUGAGGGAUCUACUCAUGGAUCUGCCCAUUCGGCAUCUCGAGAUCGAUUCCCCCUCUCGGCUCAACAUCAACCGACUCUUCGCUAUCCUUUCGACCAUUACCACUCUCGAAUCGAUCAGCAUCAAUGGAAUCCACGGAUUUUCCAUCCAGGAAAAUGUGCUCGACGAGUGCAAACAACUGCGCCUCCUGGACUUGCGUGGCCGGUCGGCGCCCAGCUUCAAGGACUAUCGUGACCUCAUCACCAUGGCGGAGAGCCGUUCAUUCCAGGUUCUCCUUCCCUCCCCAAGCCGCUUUGGCAACAUCUUCCCCGGACCCGUAGUCCAUGCCAGCUCUUCUGGCGAGGCCCCCUUCGGCUACAAUAAGUUCGGCUCGCUGGCCUUCCAGCAACUGGUUGCUGAUCGUGACAUCCAGCACUGUCGGGUAUCAUCGCACCUGGCUCGCUCCACCACCGAGCUCAACCAUUACUUCCACGCCCUCGGACUGGGGGCCUUGCAGACGGUGAUCAGCCCGCUCUAUGAGUACCUUUGCGAGACGGCCCUGACCACGGACACUCCUCCGGGUGCCUCUGCCCCCUUCGAUCAAGUCCGCAAGGCCCUCUUUGCCGGGCCUCCACUGCCUCUCAAGGAGGCUCUCUCAGAGCUCCUCCGCCAGCAGCCUGGCCUUCUCAGCUCCUCCGCCCAAGAGCGUGUUUUCUUUGCCCUUUCCCCCGAAAAGUGGAGCGUCUCGGACCUGCGUCAUCCUUUGCCGGUGGAGGUGGCCGGGCGCCUGAUCUACCUCAAUCAUCUGGAUGCAUUGCUGACCCUGGCCCUGUAUGACCAUGCCAUCUGCCGGGCCCUGGCCACCGGGCAGGCGCACCAUGUGUCCGGCUUCGAGGUGGAGCUCUUCGCCAUUCUGCGCGGCCUGGCGCCAAAUGACCCACGCCAGGAUCUUUCUUCCCUCCUGGCGGCUGUGCUGGAUCAUGUCCACGCCGAGGUCCCCUUGAUGUCCUUCUUCCCAAGUGGCACCCAGUUGGCUACCCUCUCGCCGUUGGAUCUGUGCGAUCGCUUCAACAUGUACAACUCGCAAGCCCUGCUCCUGGCAGCGCACCUUCGCCGGUUAGUGGAGCCCUCUCUUCCGCCCCCGGAGCCCACAUCCUUCCUGUGCAUCAACCGAGUCGAUAUCAAUGACUGGUUCGACAUGGCAUCUCAACUUUCCACCGAGCCCUUCACCUCGGUUUCCCCGGUGCCGCCCCCCUUGAGGCAAGCCUCGUCGACUCUCUUCUCGGCGCAUGGCACCAGCGCCCAGCGCCUGGCCACCCUCCCCUGUCCCUCGGCCGCCGACUUCCUGGACUUGGCUUCCGGGUUUGGCCUGCUCGGUCUGCUGAAGAUGGAGCAAUUCUUCCACAAUCUCGGCCCAUUCGAGGGGUCUCCCCUCCGCCAGGCCAUCAGCCAGCACAUCUCGGCCACGGCCCCGGGCAAGUUCCAUCUCCCCUCCGGCACCCGGAACCAGCUGAACCUCACGGAAAACCUCCCAACUCCCCAUCUUACCUUCGUCCAGUGGCGCCUCAAUAGCCUCCUCACACAUGGGCAGACGCUUCUCAAUUGGUCCAUCGCGUCCGGCGCCGUGCCCAUGUGGCUGGCACAGCUCCGCUUGGACAUGCCUCUCCUACCGGCGUCCGUGCCGCCGACCGCGGCCGCCAUGGCCCUCGCACCCCUGCGCCACCCUCGACAGCUGCACAUCCUCCCUGGCCCCGACAGCACACACUCGAGUGCCGAUGACCCGGACAGCUGGGAAUUCAUCACCCACUAGGACGGCCUGUGUGUUGCGUGGAUAGAAACAGAGUGUCAAACGGGAACACUCCCCCCCCCCUGCGAAUCUUCACCACGAGCCGAGGCAAUCCCCCGGGACAUCCCCGGCCGCCAUGAGGUUGGGUGUCAAUCCGGUGGCACCUCCCAGCGUGGCGCCACAUUCCCGACUCCCCACCCUUCCGCCGCGAUCGGGUCUUCUCCCGGGGGUCUUGCGCCUUGAUCUUUUUUUUUUACUCGCAUGCAUCGGCUUGUCGAUGGUGCAUGUGUCACUUCGGAUGUUUGACAUCGUCCCCCUCUCCCACCCCCACCCCCACCCCCUCCCGAUUUCCACUUUAGAUAGACC